Messenger RNA from Pseudophryne corroboree (corroboree frog), 1131 nucleotides. It is a transcript of the gene CMTM7, whose product is annotated as CKLF like MARVEL transmembrane domain containing 7. The coding region runs from base 304 to 798 and encodes 164 amino acids. The transcript is spliced from 5 exons. Gene Ontology annotation, cellular component: membrane. Lineage: Eukaryota; Metazoa; Chordata; Amphibia; Anura; Myobatrachidae. The record is from RefSeq and is a predicted model, not a curated record.
UCACUGGUACCAGUAGCGGGGUAUGUGGUACUUACAUAGCUAUCACUGGUACCGGUAGCGGGGUAUGUGGUGACUGCACACACCCAGCCAGGGAAGGGGCUGCCCGUACUCUGCCAAGCCCACGCCGGGCGGAGCAGCUACAGGCAGGGUCAACCAGUGCCUCCCCACCCAGAACACAGGCUCCACCAACAUCACCAGCCGCACCGUAACCUCCUCCGGUCCCGAGGUGCAGCGCCAGCCGCUCACUGAGCAGCAUCUCCCAGACAGAGCGCUAGCCCACGGCGGCGGGCGGCUGUGAGCGCCAUGUCCCACAACGUGACCGUCAUCCGGACCACAGCCAGCAGCAACAACGUCCCGCAGAGCAGCCCGGGGCUGAUAGACAGAGGCUACCCGCGAUCCAGCUCGGCCACGCUCAAGCUGUGUCAGGCGCUGUGUUUGCUGAUCGCCUUUCUUUGUGUGAGGUUCACUGACUGGCCAGAAUACAGUGCUUACCGAUAUUUUGAAGUGAUUACAAUUUGCUUCAUGAUAUUAAUAAUUAUCUUGUAUGUGGUGAACAUCUUCCGGAUCUACAGAAUGCUGACCUGUGUGUCAUGGCCCCUAGCGGAACUAUUGCACUACGCAAUCUGUACUUUCCUGCUCUUCGUUGGCUCCAUUGUGGCUGCUGUAAAAAGUCACGGUAUUGGCGGAUUAGUGGUUGGAUCGAUCUUUGGAUUCAUGGCUACGUUGCUUUGUGUUGUGGGCAUGGUGCUGUCCUAUAAAGUAUCGUUUGUAGCGCAGUCUAGUGGUGUCCCAUUAUGACUGUCCAGCCAGCUGAAGAUUCCAGAGAUGAAGUGAGAUUAAAAUUAACCUGUAAAAAUAUAUGUAUCUAAGCGCUGUUUGCACUGUCCGAGAUCUCACCACUGAGCAAAUUACACAGAACUGAUUAAUGCUAUCUGUAGUGUAUAUUUGAACAUUUAAGGCAGCUAAUUUGUAUCAGUGAAUGAUGGAUUCUGCUGUCGUACUGACGAUUGUGUUAGCAGAUCUUGCGGUUAAGGACAAGUCCCCUGAAUUUUUGACAAAUGUAUAUCUUUUCAGUAUUUGUAUGGACAGAUGAUUAUGACAAUGUUCUUCAUAAAAAUGUGAAAUUACAAA